Molecule: messenger RNA, 1982 nt
Organism: Papilio polytes (common Mormon)
Lineage: Eukaryota; Metazoa; Arthropoda; Insecta; Lepidoptera; Papilionidae
Product: PI-PLC X domain-containing protein 1-like
Exons: 7
Coding region: 42-1394 (450 amino acids)
Biological process (GO): lipid metabolic process
Molecular function (GO): phosphoric diester hydrolase activity
Source: RefSeq, a predicted model, not a curated record
UCUGUUCUAGCGUGCCAGUGGCGCGUGGGCCACCGAUCGAUAUGGUUGUUGUUUGGUUAGCCGCGGUUGUGCUCGCCGCCACCGCGCUUGGCGCCACUAUCGCGCCGACAGAAAAGCAUUCGCUGGAGAAAUCCAGUUGUGGGAGAGUUUGGGUGACAAUACAUUCACCUGCAAUAAGACUGGCCGGCGGAGGGGAAAUAUUGGAUGCUAUUGAACUCAACUGGGAUUUUGCCGAUUGUCACGACCCACCUGACCAAAUAGGUCUUUUUGACCACGAGCCAGGAGCUUGGAACGAUGCGCUAGUUUUCUACCCGAUAGAGACGCCGCAAGGUCGCAUAGUGACGAAGAGAUCUCUGGGGGCGAGCACACUGCCUGCUGGUUGGAACACCGGUGCUGGUGGAAGAGGCCCGCAUUGCUUGUGGCCGUGGGUCGCCGCCGGACACUCCGGAGGCAGUUCUGAAAUCAAGGCGUAUAACUGCUUGAAGAUACAACCAACAUGGAUGGAAGAUAACGCAGCAAGGAUCAACAAGCUCCGCAUCGGUCAGUUGGUGCUACCAGGAGCACAUAACGCGGGCGCGUGGAGUUUCGACACUGAGAUCAGCAGCGUAACCAGAGACAACUUCGUCCUCUGCCAGGACCGCUCCAUCUGGGCGCAGCUCGUCCACGGCAUCAGAUACUUGGACUUCAGGAUAGGAUAUUACGAAUUUUAUACGGAUAAAAAUGAAAGAUACUGGUUGAAUCACAACUUAAUAAGAGUCCGUCCCUUGGUGCCUUUGCUGAAAGAAAUAAGAGCAUUUUUAGAUGCAACUAAUGAGGUCGUGUUUCUGGACGCACAUCACUUCCCAGUGGGAUUCUACGAGCAGGACGGCAGCCCGAUACGCAGUGUGCAUGCUGGCUUGUUGGAACUAGUGAAGCGGGAGCUGGGCCCGCACCUCGCGCAUGCGCAGCAGCUCAGCACCGGCCCCGGCACCCGAGGACCUACGUUGCAGUCUCUACUCAAUAUCAACAAGCGACUGUUGUUCAGUUACGUCGACCAUGCGGUUGUUACAGAAAACAGAUGGCUGUGGCCUAUCCUACCUCACCUUUGGGCAAAUACAAACAGCCCUGCUCUCUUAUUUGAGUACUUAGACGAUGCGAUAACCUCAUCACCACAACCUCAUGCGCUGUCACCAUUAUUCUCCGCUAUGGCACAAACAACGCCGACAGUCCUAGAUAUACUGUUACUACGUGGAUCGCUACGAGCUAACGCUGAGGCUGUUAAUAAAAUUAUAACCAGUCGGUUAAACAGCCAUUGGCGACGUCACGCUAACAUCAUCUCUACAGACUUCUUCCUAGGCAACGAUGUCAUCGAUCUAUCGAUAGCACUUAGUUCAGAACGAGGUGCUCGAUUAUGACGAAGUGAAGCGGGUCUCCGGGUAAAUAGGUCGAUUUGAGGUCGCUCGUUAGUACGCCGCCUCGCAAUUCGUUCUAUUCACACCGCACAGAUUUAUCUAGAUAAAUAAUGAUCGGAAACAUCUAGUGCACUGCCAUACAUUCCAUUGAUGAUAGUGAGAUAUUUUGUAAGUUUUCUAUUUAGAAAUUAACUAGUCAGGCUUUCUGGAACAGUUGUCAAACUUUAUACUCAGAGUACGAGAACUGCUGUUUCAAAAGUUUAUCUUCUAUUUCAAAGUUUAGCAAUGACACACGAUGUUUUAGUUAUGUAGUAGUGAUAAAGAAAUUGGGGUAAAAAAAUCAGGAACUGUAGGAAUCAAAAUAUUAAAGACAUGUGUAUUGUUUCUUUUUUGUGAUUAAUAAUAACCUUAGUUGACUAAAAUGUGUAUUUUGGGUAUUUUUUUUUUAUUUCAUGGUUGUUUUUCAACAGAGCUCAGUUUAUUGGCACCUCUGUUCAACAAGAAAUGUACAUAUGUAAAUUACGGUAUUAUGUAAGCAAAAGUCAUCGAUUGUUAUUCAUCAAAGGAUAAAAUAAAAACAGUAUUUAAAAA